GUCAGAAAGGGUAGUGGCAUCAUGUUUGAUUUUUAUCGAGAAUUGAUGGCGUAGAAAGUCUUCCAGAAAUUUUAAUGGCGAAGGCAUUCACUUACAGCCGAUUACCAGAGCAUCAAGUAGCGGUUUAUUUCGAUGAACACGACAAAACAGGUAAAAGAGUUUUGGAGAUGCGCGCCGCUUCGAACGAACCGUAGUAAAAAGCUCUCACAUUUAAGCGGCUAGUAAUUAAGCUUAAGAUUUUCUUGAUUCUAGCAUAUUUAAACAUUUCUUGUUUUUCGUUAGACGGACCAUCAGGAUGGAAUAUUGCAGAAUCUUUGAUCUCGUUCUUCACGUUCUUGCUUCUCCUCGUUACGUUCCCGGCUUCUGUAUUUUUCUGCGUGAAGGUAAGCUCGCAGAUCAGACGAGGCCAAACUUAAAUUUCAUACAUUUAAAUGUUUACUGUUGAGAAAUUAACAGAGCUAAAAACUGCAGCUGUCACACAUAGCUUAAAGUAUGUUCAAAAUUCGCCUUUAUUAAUGAAAUGUCAAAUUAUAAUAAGUUCUGAGAAAGAGUUCUUAAAUAACCAAAGCAGCGCAAAGCGGUUUUUUAUUAGAACAACUUAAAGAUCCUGUUUCUGUCAAGUUAUAUGAAGGCAAAAAAGAGGAGACUGCUUUUCAAAGGUCAUGUCGUUAUAUGGCAACCCAACGCUGCAACCUUUCGGUUGCUAGAAUAGAUUUAAAUGCGCUUGACCUUCAGCGAAGGGAAGCCGUAUUGAUAUUGUUUUCAGGAAGUAUUUAUAACAAGAAAAUGAAUCCGGCUAACACUUGUGGUAUGGCUAUAAAAGGUCCAAACUACUGAGCAUGCUCAAAAUCUACAAUCAGGGACAAGGUAGUUGACACACUUGUUUAAAAGGGGUGCUUUUAUCAAACAUUUAAUUCAUUUAUUAUUUCAUUCCUUUUAAAUGCCAUAAAUCCCCUCACCACCCGAAACAAUGUUGUCUGAAGUAAAAGAAAGACUUGAGGGUCCAAAAUACAACAUUGAUUUUUGGGGGAAGGGGUGGAGGUAGACAGGGGAAGGGGAUAGGUAAGUCCACUAUUCAAAAAGGGGCCAUUUUAUGGAAGUGUCUCAACACUUUUGUCCCUCUUUGUAGAUGUUGAAAAAAUAGACAACAUGUACAUGUACAUAAUUGUAUUUGAAGCCUUUUUUUCUUGAUGACUGGCUUUAUACACCUGUACUCCCUAACUGCCAAGUUGGCCUACAAGGAAACAUUUCGUAUCGAUCGUUUUCCUUUUUAUGUAGAAAAGAGACUCUGUAAAGCAAGGAGAAGAGACUCUUGUGUUAGGAGAAGAUCGGAGGCUGACUGCAUUAUACUUUUGUGUUUUGCUCAAUGUAACCUCCUUCAUCACAGAAAAGGGACCAUUUCCCGUACCAAGACAAAAAAUUAAAUCUAUCUGUAACUAAUGCUGAUAAAUUACUUAAAUACAUCAUGUAUUCAGUAAGCACUUCCCCCUGGGAAUUUGUCCUGUAUUUGUCAAGUUUUGUGUUCCGAAAUGGACAUGCUUAGAAUUAACUGAUUAAUAAUUUAAAGAUAUACAAGAAAGUAUUUAUGAUUUAAUGAUAUACAGUGGAACCUCUAUAUAACAAAGGGCCAAGGGACUUGUUCACUAUAAUGAGGUUUCGUUAUUAACAAGGUUCUUUUUCAUAUAUUUUAUUAUUAUUGGGGUAACGAAAAUCGUUGUUAUACCGAGGACUUCGUUUAUAGGGGUUCGUUAUAUUGAGGUUCUUGAAAUUGUAGUUUUUAUUGUCAGUACUUACAAGUCAUCAAUUUUGACUCACAGCAACUUGAACUUCUGAUAAAAUCAUUUAGACUUUGACUGAAUUUUAACUUAUUCUGCAUUAUACAUAACAGAUUAUCAAAGACUAUGAGAGGGCAGUGAUAUUUCGUCUGGGAAGACUGUUACCCCAGAAAGGACCUGGUUAGUUACCAUUUUUUCUGCUUGUAAUUUCAUAUUUCACGCAUGGAACUUCAGUCGACAUAUCUCUUUCUUACCUCUUAUGUAACUGUUUUGGACAUCUUUAAACUAUGGCAUUUUAUUAAAAAUAGAACAUCAACUAUCAGAUAUAAAAUUAAAAGCAGUCAUUAUAACCCCAAUCUACUAUACAAUAUUGCAUUGAUUGUAGCAGGAUACUCAGUAUGUCUUUGCCCUAGCUCCCCCUUCCCCACCCAACAGCUCUUCAGUGUAAAGCUAGGAAGAGAACUGAAAUUAUAGCCUUCUGAGAAUGGGCUGGACUGGGCAGUUUUCCUCAUAGAGGUAAAUUAAAUGCCCGAUCAAAGUAUUCUAGUAAAGAAAGUCAGUCCCAUUAUGUUAAGUUGCCUGCAGGCAGACGUCUCCUGCAACAAAGGAAAUAGGAGACAUCUACAUGCAGGCAAUAUGUUAAGAGGUAGUAUUAAUAACAGAAGUAUUUGCAAACCUACUGUAUAUGUUGUGGUUCAAUUUUUCCCUUGGUGUAAAUUUUAUUUUCCUUUUAAUUGUUUUUAAUAAACUCAAUAUCAUACAUGUACAUUAUUACCAUACCACAAAACAAAGGAAAAUGAAAUUUACACCAAGGAUAAAAUUGAACCACAACAUAUACAAUAUUGUCCACUCACUGCCAACCACUCAUGACUACUAACCACUCGAGAGAGACUGGUAGUGUCAUUAAGUUAUUCCUUUGAUCCCUGCCAUAAAAGAGAUAGUUUCUAAUUUGCAAAGUCCCUUUCUCUAACAUUUUGGAAGAUAGUAUAAGAUUUAAAUGCGGCCCCUGUGCUGUUUGUCUGACAGUACAUGGUUAAUGCACGAAAGAAAUAGAGAAUUCUUAUCUCAGAUUUUCAGACCAAAUAAUAAUUAUGAAUGUACCUACGGUACCUUUGAGGCUCAUCUUCAGGGUUGUGUCUUGUACAUCUAUCCCACCCCUAGUCAAGGUAGAUCCUCAUCAAAUAUACUUGUUUUGACUGCUUCCCUGACAGCUGUCAGCUGAACUGGUCAUAGUUUACCAAUAUUAAUUUAUUAAACAUAAAAACAUAACAGUUCUGAUUUUUAACAUGUCACUUUGAUUCAGGUGUGAUAUUCAUCAAUCCUUGCAUUGAUGCUUGGACCAGAGUAGACACAAGAGCCAGAGCAUUUAGCGUACCUCCUCAGCAGGUUUUGUAUUUUUCUGUUUAUGCAUGCACAGUAAUACCCAUAAAAUGCAUGGGCCCAGAAAUAUAACUUGCCAGACAUUGGCCAGAUGGACGUAAGAUGGGUCUUUAAAGACCCAUUUUAUGUAUACCGUACAGCUCCCUUACAUAUAACUUGAUGUGCUACAAAGAAAAGCAAAGGGUUGUGGUCUAUUGAAAAGCCAAUAACAGGGACCUUUAAUAAGGGGUCAUCUGUUGUGACAAAGGGCUAGGACUUAAAACAUUAUCUUUUCAGUUCUUUACAGUCAUGUCAUCGUAAUUUCCAUUGUACGCUGGUGGACAGCGGAUUUCAAGGAAGUCCCUGAUGCAGUCCUCUAUGACUGGUGUAGUUAUAAUUAAAUUUCGACCCUGCUCACCAUAGAGCCUCCAGUAGCUCAGUGGUUGGAGCGUCCAAACUAUAACUCAGAGGGUUGUGAGUUUGAUUCUCACCUUCUCUGAGCUUUCUGGUAUAAAAAUUGUCCUUCUUCCAAAGUAAUCGCAUAUCUGGUAUUUAAGUCAACAAUGUUAUGAUUUAUCCCUACUUCACAGGUACGCACUUGUGAUGGAGGGUAUGCCACAGUUGGUGCUGAGGUACAUUUCAGUAUUAAGGAUGUAGUUUUGUCGAAAACAGCUGUCCAGGACCUUAACCAUUCCCUACGUAUGCUUGCUCAAACAUCACUUGUUAGUUGUCUGGGCUCCAGGAAGCUAACAGAAAUUCAACACGACAGGAAAUUUAUCAACAAACAAGUUCAGGUGAUGCGUUGUUUGUACUUUCUGUUUAACAAUUAUGUCACUUAUUAGUAUACUGUUAACCCUUUAAGACCCAAGGAUGGUCAACAUCAUUAUCAUUUUCUCUGAACAAUAUCACUAUAAUUUUAUAUAAUCAAGAAAAAAAUUUUGAGAAUUAAUGUAAUGAUCACUAAAGGGAAAACGCUUUGAUAUUUUAAGUUAUCUUAAGUUAUCUUAUAAGUUUUCUCAACUUGUAAUAAUAUUAUUCUGUAACCCUUUAAGAGUGAUCAGCAUCAAAUUUCUCCUUGUAAUAUCAAUGCUUUGUAUUAACAACAGAGUGGUCAUGAGAAUUACGGACAUGGUCACACAAGAUGAAUUUGCUUGAUAUUUUGUCAACUUCUCCCCACUACUUCUGUAGGAAAUGAAUAGGAGCAACAAAUGAGAAUUCAAAUUUUGAUCUUAGGGUUUAAAGGGUUAUGAGAAUUUAUGGAGAUCAGUCCAGAGAAUUUGUAUGUGGACACUUGGGCUUAAAGAGUUAAGAAGUACAGUUGUUUGAAGGUGGUGUAAGCUUUUUUUUUUCUAUUUAUUACAUCCACUUUGAAAUCACUGGCGAUCUGUGAAAUCUGAUUGGCUCUCAGCAGUGUGAUUUAUUUCCAAAUCACACCAUUUUUUGCUCUAAAUGGCAUCUUUUUCCCAGCCAAUGAAAAAGGAACAUUUAUUUAAAACAGCACAACCAAACUGCUUUCAAAUUUUGUUUAAAGUAACAAAUCUUAUACCACUACAUGAGAAAUUUCUGCAAUUUGAUUGGCUUAGAGCAGUGGUAUUUCGCCUUAAUUUGAAAUACCUACAUGUGAAAAUUACCAAACUUUUGCAGAGUGUAGUGUAAACAUAUAAUAGCAUGAUUUGUACGUGAUAUUUGGCAUAAAUAACACGUGUGAAAUUUCAAAUUGUCUCAAAUUUCACUCGCUUAACAGCUCGUGAAAUUAUGUAUAUGUAACAAUUUCAAAAUAUUACUCAUGGUAUUUAUACUAAAUAUCACUACUAAUCAUAACUAUAACAAAUUGUCAAAUCUGAUUGGCUCUCAACUGCCCUGAUUUCAGCCUUAAUUGGACAGUUUGAUAGGACAGUACGCGUCAUGCCUAAGUAAUUGGACAGUACGCGCCAUCACGCGCGUGCUUAAAUAGCCUUUUUUUUCACUGCUAGCAAAACAAAAUUUCGAAUUUCUUGUGUUUUGAUUUAAAAAAUAGCCUAUUAUAUCACAAAUUUUGUUAAAGUUAUGAUUAAUUGGUAACAGAACUUUGUGUCGUCCAAUUCGGCCUGUAAUCAUACUCGUGAUUUAAACAAAUCAGACUCCCGCUACGCCGUCGUCCGAUUUUGUUAAUCACUCGUAUGAUUACAGACCGAAUUGGACUCUACUCAGUCCUGUUACCAUUACAAAUCAUACUAUUACCAUUAUUUAUCACUAUUUGUUUGCAUUCAGAAUCAUGUGUCUUACCGUUGAUUUCUUCAUCUUACACUCUGUCUUAGCGCCUAUUCCUAAAAGCUCUUAGAUGCCUGGAUAUUGGCCAAGGUCUUUUCUCCCAAAAACAAAAGCAUGUGCCCAAUUCCAGCCAGUUUGACUGGACAAGCCUGGUCAAUAAAGCAUGUAUUAUUUUAUGGCUAAAAUAUUUUUUCUGGUACAAACAAGUAAUGCUGUGAGGGCAAGACAACAGAAUUCGCUUCAUAUUACCUGUUUGUGGCGCCUGUAAUGUAAUAAUUACAUCAUGGGAUACCUUCUAAUUAUUAGACGAUAUCCCAUGUAAUUUCGAAAUUUUUGUGAAAACAUGUUCCUUAUGUUUCCGCAAUGAAGGGCUUGAAAACAGUCUUGUCUGUUAGUCUGUGACAAGAAUUACUAUUCAAGAGAAUUUGUAAUUAUUGUUGCAACUUAUAUUUGUCAACUUGAAAUGUAAAUAGUGUGAAAUAAAAUUAACCGGUGAACCAAUAGAUUGUCUUGCUGGGUAAGUAACUUUUAAACAGCUGUUUUAAAGCUUACUUAGUGCCCAAUGGGCAAGGGACUAAGCAAGUCAUCCUCUAACAAAAUUAUUGACGAGGACAAGCAAGUAGUGGUCACGGGAAAGCAAAAUAUGUGAGCUACUUGCCCAAAAGACAAGCUAGAGUUCAAGCUUUUUUCGAGCCCUGCAAUGAAUAGUUACAUUUUAAUAAUGGUAAUUACUAAAUAUAUUUAUUGUAUUUUUGUUUUGUUUUCAUGAUAACAGGAAGUUGUUCACAAAGGAGCAGCAGUAUGGGGCGUAGACAUAAAGAAAAUUGAAAUGUAAGUACAUGUACAACGGAAGAGCUAUGAGGGUGAUGAAACGUUAGCCUGAGAAAACAGCCGACAUUUGGCGACGCUACAACUGGUUUCCCCACCAAAUGAUGUUUGAGAAAUGAGCGCAGAAAUUCCAUACUGAUGACGCGUCACUACCCAGAUCUGGGUAGUGCUUCUGAUUGGUUGAAUCAAAUUUCCCACGCGGCACGACCAAUCAGAAGCACUACCCAGAUCUGGGUAGUGACGCGUCAUCAGUAUGGAAUUUCUGCGCUCGUUUCACAGACGUCAUUUCGCGGGGAAACCAGUGGCAGCGUCGCCAAAUGUUGGCUGUUUUCUCAGGCUAAUAAAAUGUUAAUGUACUUUUGACCAACACGGUAAAGAUCAUGGUUGCAUAUAAGUCGAGUGAACUUUGUCUAGUUCUACGGGGGGGUUUCACUUUUAAGAACCUCAGGUAUUGACAACUGAGUGUUUCAAAAGCUUGUUUCAAAUUAGACCGCCCCCUUUAAAAUUUUUCCCCCGGUGAGUGAAGAGCAUUUUAAAUUUGGUCUUCAUUUGACAAAUGUGGAGUGUUGAGUAUCUCUGGGAACAUCUUUGCAAAUGACCAUGGUGUAAAAACAUUUAAUUUCUCAGUAUUUAUCGAAAAUCAGACUGAACGAAAGGUAUUAACUGAAACUCCCAUGUCAAAGAUUUCAAAGCCGUCGCUCGUUUAAAAGCCGAGAGUUUUUAAACCUGAUAAUACUGACUACGAGUUUUUUCAACGGAUUCAAAAUCUCUGAUAUAGAUCAACUCAUUCUUGCACUAACAUUUAGAUUUGGGGUUAUUUUGGUCUAAAAAAUUGGACGUAAAGUUUAGUCGUGUCUUUAUCAGAUAUAAAGACACUCAUUUAACAUUUUAUUUCUUUCGUUUUUUCUUCUUGAAUUAUUAAUGAGUUUCUUUUUAUGAUUGGCUGCAAUCGUACCCACUCUGCAAUUGGCAAAAAAUCGUACUAAUACCCGUGUUAAUGACAAAUUUGAAUAAAGAGGUUCCUUAUUACACCUUACUGAGACAACAUCAUCAAUGAGGUAAAAGUGAUUUUUUUAAUCAAUUAUGGCCAAGUCAAGGCAGCAGUGUUUUCCCACGCCCUCGCUUUUAACGGUAGUUUGCACGAUUUGGGCAAGUGUCUUCUGCCACGAACCACGGGCAAACGAAGUCGAUCAGUGAGGUCGCCAUCGGCACGAAGUUCAAGAAAAAAUUUUUUUCUAGAAAAAAAUUUGAAGUUUUGUUAGAGGAGGGUGUGGCAAAACUAAACCGCAAAUCGGCAACGGUAAUCAGUUUCUGGUUUUGAAGUUUGCUUGCGCUGGUGUCCUGAACUUUAUGGUGACUCGUUAGUGCACAAUUGACCUGUCAAAAUCAAAUGAAAGUGUGUUGAGGGUUUUCUGACUCGUGCAAUAAGAGAAGACUCUUCUCUUAUUGAGUCAAGACAAUGGAUGUUUACCUCAACGGACAUCCGAGAAUGAACAGAAAUUCCAUUUUAUUAGUAUUUUAAUGGAUCCGGUUAAAAAGCGCAAGGAAAUGAGCUAAAAGACAGUUUAAAAUUAAAAUUAAGAUAGUAGUCAUUUUCGGGCAAAUAUACUAGACUGUGCUUAAAAAUAUUAAACUAUGCAAUAUUUUUUAAUGUAGACAUGUUUAAUUAGCAGUUUAUUAAAAACCUAAAUUCAAGAUUUUUUACCUUAAGAAAGCCGUUAAGUGGAGGCGUUGUCAUGAUAAUUGAACAUCUGUUUCACACCGAAUUCCUGACAGGAGAAGGUUUAUGUUCAUUAUUAUUUGCAAUGUGAAACUAGGUACACUAGAGUGAAUCUUUCGCUGUGAUACCCGACUCUACACUACGUCCCAAUAAAACAUAUCAGAUUAUCUUUAUUGCAGUAACCAAGUAAGAAUAUUCUCUUCCUGUUAAAAAUAUGUCAGAUCUGAGUCUCAAGUAUAUUGUCACUUUGAUCAAGGUGAAACUUCUGUUGCUUUUAUUUUUAUUGUUUAAAAAAACUUGAAAACACUUUUCAGAAAAUCCUUGUUUUUUGUAAAUACACUCCUUGUAAAAGAAUAUACUAAUUAAUACGAAAUCCCUUAUUACUAUUAAAAAAAUUAGUCCAGGUCAAUUGUAAAUCUAGUCAAAAGGUUUGAAACUAGAUAUGCACAGAAGCUACCGAAAUAAUUAUUGUCAGAAUAAAAUCGGCAAGAAUUACGAGCUAAACGUACAGAAAAGUCUGCCAGGAAAGCGUAAUCGUGUUGGUAAUGAAUUUUGUUAAUCUCUUCGUUCUAAAAAGGGAAGUUCUUUUUAAAAUUCAAUAUUGUUUAUUUUGUUUUUGUUAUUGCCUUCAAAUAACUGUUGUCAUUAGAAAAGACAAGCCCUCCUCUUUUAAAUGUGGUUAUGUAAUAUCAUAGGGCGCAAAUUAAAACGUUACUAAUGUAUAACGAUGGAUUUUAACAAUACUAAGGGUAGUGGUAUCUCUGAAAAUGAAAUUGGGUGAACUUACAGAAAAAUAAUCCCACUAUCAGAUAAAGUAAAACAAGUCACAUGUUGUAUUGUUCGUAUUUUCUGUGGGAAGUUAGAAAACGAGAGUCAUAUUCUUCAUGGCUGUCCGCUUUCUGUUUUAGCAGCGACAGGAAACCAGUGAACAAUACAGAAAAGUAGGCUUAUGCGCCGCAGAAAAUUACCCACUAAUUGCAAGACGCAUUGCACGAAGUCGCAUUUUCAGCAAACGGUCUAACAGUUCACACCAACUGAUAAACGAGAGCGUAAAUUUUGCUGCAAGUGAAAUGCUUAAUAUGGCAGCAGCGAUCAAGUACAACUAAGAACAAGUUGAACUAAAGACUAGCUGACAUUUCGAUUGGUGAGUUGCAAUUCUUAUACUACUUUUAUUGAUUCCAGUGCAUUUUCGAUCUCAUGUUAUUUGGUCGAAUAUAAGAUACUAAUUUUUUUGUCUUUUUUCUCUCAGCGUUUUCGGCUCAAUUGCUUCGGAGAGGUAUUGACUGCAGUUUUCAAGAAAUUUGCGCAUCGGGAACGAGUUUUUCUCAUUUGCAACUGAGGUCAGUACAGCAAAACUAAGUAUAAACGAUAAAUAUUUGAAAGCACAGUCUUUAGAGUACUUCAGUCGUUGUACAUUUAGCCAACAACCUGAUAAUUUCGUUGAAGUCCUGAAUUUUUGUAUGCAGUUGCAUAAAUUGCGUUCACAACUGCAAGGAUCAUUUGUCAUAAAUUGAUUUCAUUUCCACAGUUCUUAUAUGAUUUAUUUCAUAUAUAUCUGUCACAUUUAUUUCUUUCGCGGGAACAUAUGAACACAUAAUUGACCAGCUCCCAACAUCAGUGGCUUCAUAGCUCAGUUGGUGAGAGCAUCGCACCGGUAUCGCCAGGUCACGGGUUCAAACCCUGUUAAAGUCCUGAAUUUUUUUCAGGCUUCUUGCGCGUUCACAACGCGAGGAUCAUUCUUCAUUUGAUUUCAUUUCGGCAGUUCUUAUAUCAUUUAUUUCAUAUACAGUCUGUACAUCUAUCACAAUUUCGUUUUCAUUGCUAGCCCGUGUUUUGCUGACCAAAAAUAAUGUGAAAAGCUCAUCUUUUCGAACCAGCGAGUGCUUCACCCGUCAGGCACGUGUUCUUUUUUUUUUCAAACUUUAGAUUAAUUUAAAUUUUAAUACUGAUAAUCAGCCUUUUAAACUUGGUUCAACAGCAGAUUAAAAAACAAACAAACAACGACAAAAAAAGCAAAUAGUGCGAACAGUAAAACUCUAAUGAAAGCUAAUAACAGUUUGCGCGCGGUUAUGUCGGACUGUCGCACGUAGCAGAUUCACGAUCCUCGGAGGAACUGAGGUGGGGAGGAGAAAAAUAGAAAGGUCAAUGUCAAGGGGGCACUACAACGUUUUAUCCCAAAAUUUUGCUUUCUGAACACGCCCAAAACUAAGAAAGCUGUAAUUUUCAUCAGGAGCAGAAGUGAGCAUAGUGCUCGACUUACAAGCAAUUACGUUUUGGGUGGCCAAGAUAGUGACCAAAAAACGGCUUGAAUAGAUUCAAAAAGGAUUUUUCGGAAAACGACGAGUUGCGAAUUGUUUGAAUUGACUCAAAUCCGAUGACAGUAUUCGAAGUGGUCUAUAUUCAACGCCAUUAAGGGUUCAUUAUCGUUUUUCUAAUUUUAUUUGCAGAUGGAACGUUCUUCCCAAUUGCUUUCCAACCCUUUGUUCAUUAACAAUCAGUCCUCUGUAACCAACAGCACAGCAGCUGCAGCGAUGACAGCUUCAGUUUUUGUGGUCACCCCAGUGGGUUUCGAUACAAAACUUAUCCUUUUUGUGCUGUUUUUAAUUGUUGGAGUCAGUGGAUUGGUGGGCAACAUCCUUAUUCUUUAUUUUCUUUCCAAGAAAAAGUCAGUUCCUUUUCUUCAGUCUUCUUCUUUCCUCAGGAACUUCGACCUCUACAUGAAGAGUUUAGCCCUUUCAGACAUACUUUCUUGUUCUAUUUCAGUUCCUUUGGCUUCUGUAGAAAUAAUGUAUGAUGUAUUCCAAAGUGGCUGGCCUUGUAGAACAGUUCGAUAUAUCAGUGUUACGUUUACCUUUAUAACAAUAAAUAAUUUAAUUGCUAUAAGCACCUAGAGGUUUCUGUCAACCCGUGAUGUUCCUAAAACGUUUAGUUUUACUUCUGUCCGUAAAAUAGUGUAUGCUGCGUGGAUUGCAGUCUUAAUAGUUGCAUUGGCUCCUGCCGCAACAAUGAAUGGUAUAAAAUACGAUAUUAACGCUACACAUUACACAGUGGUCUGUAAACCUGAUACCAGGUAUCUACCUUACAGAGCAACUGUAGUAAGCAUUGUACUGAUACAGUACUUCUUACCCAGCAUUGCUUUGAUUGGUAUUAACAUCGUCUUGGCCAGAAGGGUGUGGAAAAUAAGGAAAAGAAGGGUCGAUGUACUGCAAGAUAACGCCGUUAGGGCGAGAAUGAGAUCACACCAAAUCAAAACAACUAAUUUACUUAUAAUUGUCACCUUGGCUUUUGUUAUUCCUUAUUGUUUAUUACUUUACUAUUCAGCCUAUGUUGCGAUUGUCAAGCCUCCGCUUGAUGUGCAGGUCGAUUUUGUUUUGAGAUAUUCUAGUGCGGUGCUCAUCUUUUCCAACAGUGCGGUGAACUUCGUCAUAUAUCUGAUUCAGAUGAAGGAUUUCCGUGUAUUUUUAAAGCAAGUUUUAUGCUGCAAGGGUUAUAAUGCUUAGGUUAACUCUACAGGGCCUGGUUAAUACAUUUAGGAAAACAAGAUAAAAUCAAUAUUCAGAAUCCUCUGUGGAAGUAGGAAUUCAAAAUUCUUGAGGUCACUGUUUUGGUUCUUCUUUUUAAGGUCAGUUUUACCAAACAUCUAAUUUGGUAUGCAGAUUUUAUAUGAGGAAUAAGCUGCACCUCUAAAUACUGUUAGCUGUAAUGUAGUGCACUUUAUAGUCUAGUGAACACACCUAUUAUCUUAACCAGGGCUCAACCGCACAAUAUUUCCAGAUCUAGUUUAUUCAUUAGCUUAGCCGCUAUGCCCGAAGUUCAAUUCUCGGGUCACUUUUACGAAUGAAAUCAAGAAAAAUAACUGUACAAUAUUUCUUAAUUAACAAUUAAUGAAUGAGGCUGAGUAUCUUAUGAAGAAUUAUGGGGAUCGAGGAGGGUGUUAUCCGUCGAGGCCGUAGGCCGAGGCGGAUAACACCCUCCGAGAUCUCCAUAAUUCUUCAUAUGACACGAAAGCCGAAUUCGAUAAUUCUUAAUUAAGAAAUGUUGUACAGUUGUUUUAUUAUUCAUUCAAAAUAAUUCCUAGUUUAAAAACAUAGCUAAAACAUGCUUACCUCCAUCGAUGUUAAGUUCAUCUUCGAUAGUGCACGUUUAGGGUUGUUCAGCUCCGCAAAUAUUCUCCAAAUAGCAGAUGUCGCCCUUCGAGUUGUCUUCUUGCUGUUCUUGCCAUGUUUUCAGCUAUUAUUUCGCCUAGUUCUUACUCUUGAAACGAGUGAAAUGUCCGUCAUUUUUGUUUGCACAACCAAAACAACUCAACCUCGUCCCCAGUUCAUCUCGGUUGACGGUUCAUUAACCUGCAAAAACGCUGCACUUUUGAUGUCAUGAGUUCAUUAAACGCAAAAUUCUUCCAAAUUUGGUCAUCAGUAGCUGGUUAUGGUGAAUUAUGCGUGUGCUUUUAGCCAAUCAGAACCGGGGAAAUAUUUUGAAUGAAUAAUCAUUGUAAAUAAUUCAACAGGAAUAAUUUAAUCAUGAUUGUAUAAGAAUAUAUAACAGUUAUUCCACCGAUUCUUGUUAAAUAUCACAUGGAUGACUGAACGCGUGAGCCCGUAUCCAACGUCCGCUCUCAGUUCGUACUGAUUAGGCAUUGAAUAAUUUUUGCUUCGUAUCACCAAGUAAUAAACUUGUUUUCAGGAAAAAUACUUGAUUGUGGUUCAUUUCAUUAAGAAUAAAAGAUGUUCAACAGUAUUGAAACAAGAAAAAUGUAAAGUUACUCAAAAUGUCCACUUCAAUUUUCAAGUUCGUCUUGAAACUUGUCAACGGCGAAAAGAUAAGAGCGAGGGCAUUCGUUACAAAUUGUUGCAACUAUAUAUAAAUAUAUCUUUUAAUAUCUUUAAUGUAUAUCUUUAAAGUAAUGGCUAAGAAAAGAAACGAUUAAGGCAGGCAUAUACUAAAACUCACUAUUGUGUAAAUAGCUGUUCAGUGGAAAAAAAUAAAUUCAUUUGUUUAACUGUCAGACUCUGUUUAGACUAUUUUGUUUCCACUCCACAAGUGUGAGAACAAAGUGCGGCAACCUAGGAAAGUGAGGGUGGCUAAUUGGUGAACAUCUCAGAUGUCAAUGUUACCGGGAAAGUUCCAAAUGCUUUUGAAGUCCCCGUUCUGACUGGCCAGAAAAGGAGGAUUCAAUGGGGUUAACCGUCAGCCGUCAAACGGCUUCAAAUUUAAACGUCAACCGUCGAAACAUGUUAUUUUUUACCGUCAACCGCCAAAAACGUAGAUUAACAUUAACCAUCAAAAAGUUUUAAGGUACCUUAAAAUUCCGAAAAUAAGCCCCUACAUGUAUAAGCGUAUAAGCCCCUCCAAAUAUAAGCCCCCCACACUUGUAACGCAAAAAACCCUUCGUUAAAUCGCCCCUCCAAAUAUAAGCACCCCGGGUGGCUUGUACUUGGAAAUUGCCCUCAAAUACAAAGUAAACUAUAUUUUGAAAAUGCAACCCCAUUAUAGUCAAUCCAGUCGUGAAAUUGCGACCCCAUCCAGCGGCACAUCCCCAUAAGCCUCUUAUAAGGAAGUACCCCCCUUACUGCUGGGGGCUAACCGCUGUCUAUAGUAUGAAUGGAAAUACCUAAUUAUGUGCGCUCACGGUGUGUCAGUGAGAACCUAACAGAAGAGGUUAAAGGACCUUGAAAGGUUUUUUUAAUAUUAAUAAUAUUUAAUGUUAGCUUUAGGUUAUUCCUUAGUACUGCAUUGCGCAUCUUUAACCGUGAAUAAUUUCUUGCGUGGUUAGCGCGUGCCAUUAAAACAUGGCGGCUUUUGCCUUAAAGCUGGAGCUCCCUAGAGAGGUAAAACGUCAUUUGCUCUUAAACGGGUGCGGUUAUCAUUUUUUUAAAUCUUUUUUAAACUGAGCAGAAACGUUCUCUCUGUAGAAUGAGUCGGACCAAUUCCCAGUGCAGAAAAAGGAGCAAUGAUCGGAAACGUGUUCAGAGCAUGUGCUCUUAAAUAUAAUCAUGUUGAUAUUGUAAGGAAUUAUUGCGUGUACACAAGGUGCUGCUGCUCCUGAACGAAUAUGGGGACCCUCCGCUUUUAUUUCAAAGUUUAAGUCCCCAUAAUAUACCAUAAACAACAAAUCCGUAAAGUUUGAGAAAAGUCUCACUGCUGACCUGCGAAUCCUGACGCAUUGUCCAAGCGAGGGCCGAAAAUACGUCUACGUUUGCAGGCUAUCCCAUUGCUGGUUCUGUUUCAGAGGAAUCACCUUUGGUUACAGUUGAGACAUUAGACACCAUUCCGUAUACUUUUAAGUAGUCCUUUCAUGGACAAAACAUGUGUGCGAGACGAUUAUUCCGUGGCCCUUCUACAUUGUAUUAACAGGGUCCCACUGUAGUUAACUCGGCUCAGUUAAAGGGGUUAUGCCACGUGGAUAUUGCUGUUUUUGGUCAAUUUUGUGCAAAAGUCAUAAGUUAGUACCUUUAGCCAUACACAGAAUGCUCCUGUACAGUUAUGAAAAAGAUAUCAAACAAAUCUUAUCAGGGAACACUAACCGUGAUAAUUUUUUUCGUGAUUUUUUUUUGCAGCCAUAGCUUUAAAACUUGAAAAAGUUGGCCAAAUCUUUUCAAGUUUCAAUCCAUGUCCAUCCUUGCUUACCCUGGGUACCAGAGGUAUUUUCUCGCGUGCGACGGGGAGCUUCGUUUCGUCGGCCGCAGGCCGACACGUGUUCGGCCGAAGGCCGAAGACACGACCGGCGGGUAACUUUUUAAGACUUGAGCAAAACCGGAAACCGCGCAUGAAGCCUCUGGCACCAAGGGUAAUCCUUGCCAUCCGUAGCAAGAGACGACGGGAAACAGUUUCAAUGCCCAAAUAUAAUCUAGAAUUACAAAACUCGACCAGUAUUUUUUGAAAUCAAUUGAUGCGAAGACACGUCGUCACUUUUUAAAAAGACAGCAAAUAACGUGACUUAGCCCCUGUAAAGCGUGAUGUCACGCAAGUUCACACUGACUUAUUUCUUGUGUAACUUUCAGGUCAGCGGUGAAGGUGUUGAAGGAGGCCGAAGAGCCUGUCAGUGCUUUGUCUGCCCUUUUUGGCGGAGGAGGGUCUCAGAGUUCAAAGCUUGGAAGCAUGACAUUCGCGGCUGACCCAUCAGGGUUGGCGAGUAUGUUUUCAGGUACAGUGCGGGUUUACUAGUGUAGGUUUAGUUUCACUCAAAUAGGCACUGUUGAGUAAUUUGAAAAUCCCUCAGUUACAUUGUAUAACAGUGCAUGGAAAUAUAUGUCUAUACCUUUCAUGUAGUAAAUCUAAUUACGGUCGCCUACUGUCAAGGCUUAAGACCGAAGACCUUUGUGCACCCUCGAGGUUACUGUUUGAAGUUGUUGACAAAAUCCCGAGGAAAAGGCCUUUUAGAUUUCCUCCCAAGAAUUCACUUGAAGUCUCAGUACUUCUUGAUGUGACCGGGGUAGUUAUAUAAGAGAAAACAACCUGUUUUUUGCAAACCUUCCUUCUUUGGGGGUACUCACAUGGGCAAACCCAGGUUCAUAGUCCCCUAGUUUUUCCUAAAGAUCGUCGGAAUCAAGCGCUUACCCACCCUUACGGGCGGCCAUCUUAGUUUAUAAAAUACCGAGUCUAGCGUGUGGAUGAGUAUUUAAUCAAGGUUUAGCCGAUAUUUAGUAAAGCCGCGUUCCUAAUUAUCUUCGGUUUAGCUAAAACUGAGCCUGCGAUAGGUGUGAAUAGCAACAACGACGGCGACGGCCACGAAAACGUCACUUAAAAAGGGAAUUCGCGCUUCUUCAAACUUAAUCGCGCUUAUUCCAUCCCGUUCAAUUUAUCAAAUGUUGGCAACUUUCUCUGGAGUUGAAUUCUAAAAGACUAGCGAAGUUCAGGAAAAGAAAAGAGAAAGUCUUGUGUCCACGUCCUCCAAAAAAAGUUAAAUUAGGCAUUUUCGCGCCGAAGUCGUGCAGUAACGGCUAAGAGAAGCGUACAAAAAAGCGUGAUGCACGUUCAAAGUUGUUUUCUUGCUUCAUAAACCUAUUGCUUUUUUUGCCGUUCUCGUUCUCGUUGCCGUCGCCAUUGUCGUUGCUCAAGCUUCCUAAUGGAACGGGGAGGGGAGGGGAAGGUAAAAGGGAGAAAAAAGCUCCCUCCCCUACCCAUUUCGACGCCUCCCACGCAGGCUACCAGAACUUGGAUCUAAAACGUUGCUUUCAGUGAGCAGUGUCAAGAAGGCACUUAGCUCUACUUCAACUAGACAAAAAGAGGUCAACUGAUCAUGAUUGUCUGCUGCGAAAAGUUACGACGAAAAGCUUAAAAGUUCGUCAUUGCUCAAUGCUCCUUUAUUAAUGACGGAGCCACCUUAAGCGUAGUGCCAUUUAUAAUGUAUACAAGGAAAAAGGACGGUCAGUUCAUGUUGUUUCUAAGCUGUUCUUCAGAAAAGUAAAUGUUUUUUGCUUGUAGCUUUGGGUGGAGACAAUGCUGUACGAAGUGCACCCUCCCCACCAGAUCCCCCCGUUACCUCUGCUCAAUCUGGACAUGAAAGAACUAGGGUCGAUCUUCUAACUCCUGAGCAGCUAGUCAAGUUGGUCAGCGGUGUUCUCAAUGAAAGCCUUGUAAAGGAGAUCGGUGGAAUGUUCCAAUUUAACAUUACUGGAGAAAGUGGGGGAACUUGGUUUCUUGAUCUAAGAAGCGGACAUGGGAGAAUUUAUGCGGAAAAACAAGGAGAUAAUCCUGAUGUAGUACUAACUAUGAGCGUUGAAAAUAUGCAACAGAUAUUCUACGGACAAACUACGGCGUUUGAUGCCUACAUGCAAGGUGCAUUGACUGUCGAUGGCGACUUGAGAAUGGCCAUGAGUUUAGAGGCUAUUGUGAAAAAGCUCAGAGAAAAACCACUUGUUCCGGAUCGACAGGUUUCUCAAAGACCGGGUGUUUAUAUUGUAUAGAAGUACGUUGCUAUUAUUCAAGUUUACAAAGAAGGUAGACAUUUCUUGUUAGUGUAUAAAUUUACGUAAGAUGCCUUAAACAAGGGAUUCCUUGAUCAGUAUAUCCCUUGUCACUAUAUCUUUGUUAUUCUGAUUACCGAAAGCUCUCGAAGAUUACCAAAGUCAUCCGAUUCCAAGUUCGAUAAGUGAAGAAGACACGAAGAUGUUUCGACUGUUACUUACCAAACUACCAACAGUGACCUCGUACACGGUAACGUCCUUUAGUGUUUAUAACUGACUUUAGGCGAAUUGUCACUUGCUAAUGUUGGUCGGACCGAAAAAGCGAAUUUGACGGAAAGCGGAAAACUACAAUCCUGGCCAUAGUGUUUUGCAACAUUUCCCUUUUCUCUCGUCGUUGUGACAUCAAAUCUAGAAGUAACCAACAAUCCACAGUCAAAAACUGCUUAACGAAUGUUUCUUUCCCCGAAACAAAGUUGAAGUGUGUAAGGUAAACCAACACAACCAACACUGUUGUUGACUUGAAUUGCAAUUUUCAUGUUUGAAAGACGAAGAUUGUAGCAAUUCUAUAAUUUCAGUUGUUCAUGAGGUAGUUCUUUUAAGGUGCGCCCGGUGAGAAGAGAAUUGACUUGUACAUCGCUGGCCUCAGUGGUUCAAAAGAAAAUAAUGCUAUCCACUGGGUCAGGCCAGAACGGAGCGAAAUUGUAGACGCGUUCUGGCUAGGACGAUAAACGUCUUGGUGCCACGAUCACGUCAAUGACACACAGUAAAUGUAAGUUUGUUUUCGUCUUUUGUAACCCGCUCCGUUUAGACAGUUUUUCUGAGUAAGUAAAGCUGUCACUUAUAACAUGCUAAUAUUAAAACCCUACUUCUUUGUUGUUUGUAUAAUACUGCCGUAAAGAUUAAACGGAGUUUGGGCUACGCGGGUCAACCGGAGGUGGACGUUUUGCACUCUUGAGCCGUGAUUCUUGGCAAAUCUUUGGGCAAAUCGACUCUAUAAGAGUAAAGACACUUCGUAAUACAAAUUUGGUGGCGUCAAGGCAUACUUAAAGAGAAAAAGGCCCACUUCCGUUUGACGUGCGUCGCUCAAAAACGUCGCUGCUUAAACUCCCUAUUACCUUCUGAAAGAAGGUUAGGUUUUUCGAACAAACGCCACCAUCAAAAUUUUCCAGGUGUAUCCCUACGCCCUGGGAAAGGUACUCUGGUAUAUAUAAGCUAUAUAGGUCUGUUUCGACGCUACUUUAGUAACCUGAGAUCAAGCUCUAUUUUCGUUUCUCUUCGUAGCGCAACCACGUAGGAUACAAUGUAUGGAAGCUGAUAAAAUUGGGCCUGACUUCAGGGGCUUUAUCUCAGGGAACUGGUAUUUAUUUUGAGCCUCGCUUUGAAGUUAGCCCCAUAAACGCACUCCUUAUUUGUGAUUAGGGAGUCAGUAAGAUCCAACGACAUGGACAGCAACGGGAAAGUUAAAAAAAGAAGGUUUUAUAAGCAAAACAACAACUUUACACGUGCACCACGCUUGUUUGCACAUUUCUUUGCCCGUUUUUGCAGGAAUACGACGUGAAAAUGCCAAAUUUCGCGUUUUAUGGAGUGCGUAAACAAGCAACGACGAAAUUUUAAUUCUCUUUCUGAAUUUGGAUAUGGUCCCUAGGAAUUCAGUUCGCCUACAUUUGACAAAGUAACUGGGUACGAAUAAUUGCGAUGAAGACUAAAAGAACGCGC
Porites lobata is the source of this 18554-nucleotide messenger RNA. NCBI's taxonomy places the organism in Eukaryota, Metazoa, Cnidaria, Anthozoa, Scleractinia, Poritidae. The record is from the annotation of a GenBank genome assembly.